Molecule: messenger RNA, 6848 nt
Organism: Python bivittatus (Burmese python)
Lineage: Eukaryota; Metazoa; Chordata; Lepidosauria; Squamata; Pythonidae
Source: RefSeq, a predicted model, not a curated record
UGCUACGAGGUUUUGUGAAGUGAUAGCCUGCCACCUAUGUUUACUUAAUCUCUAGCAUACCCUGGCCAUUCUUUUUACUGCUCUAACUAAAGGAUUUCCCCAACAGAACCAGCAGCUAAAUGAGCACAUUUCCAAUACACGUUGUUCUUCAGCAGUAACCGAAGAACACCAUACACCAGCACCAUGUUUAAAAUGGGAUGGAAGUCACUUUAGGUAGAAUGCUCUGGAAAAUUCAGCCGCAAAAAGACUGGGACAUCUAACAUUUUUCUAGACCUGCAUCUUCCCAUGGACUCCAAUAAAAUUUAUCCUGGAUGAGAAAACUAAGAAGCAGGAUGGAAAAAACCUUUGGAUUAAACCUCCACAAAACUGACAGUGAUCAGAAGUAGACUUUAUCCUGGAUAUAGACUUUUCAUCAUGAUUUUAGAAGGAACUGGCAGAAUGAGUCUUAAUUCCGUCACAAGUCUUCUCCAUGAACAGCCAACCUGGACAGAAGGAUAUCCCACAUGUAAUGCAGCAUCAAGCAGCUUUUUUGGAAGUCAGUGGCAUGAAAUACAUCCUCAGUAUUGGACAAAGUAUCAGGUCUGGGAAUGGCUCCAACACCUCUUGGACACCAACCAGCUUGAUGCCAACUGUAUCCCAUUCCAGGAAUUUGACAUCAGUGGGGAUCAUCUGUGCAGCAUGACUUUGCAAGAUUUCACCCGGGCAGCUGGCACUGCUGGGCAACUACUUUACAGCAACCUUCAUCAUCUAAAGUGGAAUGGUCAGUGUGGAAGUGAAGUGUAUCCAUCACACAAUGUCAUUGUUAAGACAGAACAAACAGAUCCAUCUUUAAUGACAUCCUGGAAAGAAGAUAAUUAUUUCUAUGAUAGUGGAUAUGGUGGCACAGUAGAAUUAGUGGACAGCAAAGCCUACUGUCGAGCACAGAUUUCUGUCAGUACUACUAGUCACCAACCUAUAGAAGAUUCUUCAGAAGUGAAGAAAAUUCCACAAGAUCACCCUCAAAAAUCACACAAUAAGAAACACACUCCUCGAGGAACUCACUUGUGGGAGUUCAUCAGAGACAUUCUCCUGCAUCCAGAGAAGAAUCCUGGGUUGAUAAAAUGGGAGGAUCGGUCAGAAGGCAUCUUCAGAUUCCUAAAAUCUGAGGCAGUGGCUCAGCUAUGGGGAAAGAAGAAAAACAAUAGUAGCAUGACAUAUGAGAAACUCAGCCGUGCCAUGAGAUACUAUUAUAAAAGAGAAAUUCUUGAGCGUGUAGAUGGCCGGAGACUGGUAUAUAAAUUUGGAAAGAAUGCCCGUGGCUGGAGAGAAAAUGAAAACUAAAUACAACUUUAAAAACAACUGCAGAAAUCUUCACUGGCAGGAAAUCCUAGAAGAUGUAAAUAUUCCAAAGACUAUUUUCUUCUAUUUAUGUACAAAAAUUGCGGGCUGCAGAAAUCUAUGUCUAACGGGAAGAAGGAAUACUAUUGUUUGUUGAUGUUAUAACUAUUUUAUUUGAAAUAUGUCCUUCUAUGGAGAACAUGUACACAGUUUUCUGUGACCUAUGAUAAUACUAUAUGUAUGUGUAUAGGGAGGAGUUUGCUUUCCUUGUAAAGAUUUUAAAGAAAAUGAAUUCCAAAAGAAAUGUGAUUUAACAUAAUGCUGUGAGCGGUGUAUGUAAUGGGAGCAAAUCACAGGGCAUUACUUUAUACUUAGGCGCAUCACUGCAUUUUAGAGAAAUAGGGAUUUAUAGUAUCUGUCCCAGAAUAAAACUUGUAUGAGAUAGGUCUUUCCAUUCAAAAUAUAUCUCUUUUUUCAAAGGCUGUUGAGUCGUAAGACACCAAUGGUUAAUUAAAUCAAAGGCUAUUGAGUUAUGGGUUCAAUUUUUUCUUGUUUUUUGCCCUUCUUCUAGACAAUAUAGUAUGGCCAUUUACAGUAGCAUGGACUUCUUUGUGGUCCUCCAUUUAGAGUUGGAUUUAUCAGCUCAUUCCAUUCCCAAAUAUUUCUCAGGUGAAAUAAGUCCUGGAACAUGAAGAAUUGCAAAUAAAAACAGUGGGUGUUUUAUUUGCAGACCUCAGUAAAUUUAGUUGAGCUUUGUAACAACCUUGAAUGCUUACCUGUGCUGAAAUCAGACUUCACACGUUUCUGAUAGGACUGAUGUUUGGUCCUACCUGACCGGACUGAACUUGAGAUUUUCUGUAUCCAAAGCAUUUGCUUAGUCACUGAGUUAGUAUAUAUUUGGAUAUGAACAUAGAUCUCAGUGUGAUAAUGAAACUACUUUGAUUCUAAGGCUUUACACAACUGAAUCUAAUAUCCAAAACCAAAUCCCUCCACACAGAAAGCUAAUACUCUCAGAUUCUAUUUCAGUCUUUCAUUCCUUUCUCCCAGAUAACCAGUUUUCUAUUUGCCGGUAUGGGGUAGCAUAGAAGAACAUUCAGUCGUGUAAGUUCCUACAUGUAAGUUAAAAUGAUUCAGUACAGGCAUAUAACAACCCAAGAGCUAAAAUUAAAAAUGGCUUUUUCGAGCUCAUUAAAAUUCAUCCGUGAGGCUUAAAUCCAAACUUGCCUGAAACUUAAAGUUUCUGUGUUCUCUGAGAUGCCCGUUGAGUGUUUUUCAUUACAAAAAUCACUUGUUUAUAGAGCCCAUGGUUUUGCUACAACAGGUGAAUGGUAGCUGCCCCCCUAGUGUUUGCUGAAAAACACACCUAAGCAUGUCAGAUAGAAAACACCUUUGCAGUCACAAUUCCUGCCAAAGCUAACCAUCCAUUAUAGCUAUGUGACAUUUUGGACUUUGCUUAAGGUGGGUGGAAGCAGUUCAUCUGAUUUAUAAGAGAAGCUGGUAACUAGGACAGCAGGUUUCAAAGUAAGCCCUUUCUGUUAUAUUAUUGACUGAGUAUUUACUGAAUGAGAUUUUUUCUCAGUUUCUCUCUGUCCUUUAUUUUUAAAUCAGUAAGUCACCAUAAUCUAAUUAAUGAUCUUUUUGUGCAGAAAUAUCAGCUCUAAUGUACUGGAUUUGAUAUUGCCUUGUGCUAUUGUGCCAAAGCAGCAUUGUAAUUGUAUAAUAACUAUAAUCAUAUAGCUAUUUCUUUCACAGUGGAAUCUAUAUAUUCAUAAAUAAGUUCUAUUGUCUUAUGUCUAAGAACCUAUGUGCAAAAUUAUAGUUUUAAUAUCAUUUGGGGGAAUUUAAAAAAAAAAGCUUCAUAAAGUUGUCUUUGAGCAAUAUGAGAGUUAAAACUGCAUCUCAGUUGCGUGCAAAGUGAAGAUUAUUGACAGCAGUAUUAGUACAGACUUAUCCAACUUGGCGGCCUUCAGUGCAUCCCAUGUGGGAGUAAAAUAAGUCAAGAUGAUGGCCGUGACCACAUGCUCAAAACUCUACCCCUUUUUUAUUUGCAUUGUGAUACACACAAAAAGUGGUAAGGCUUCAACUGCAAGUCAUAGCUACCAUCUUGAUUUUUUGACUCUCCUUCUGCAGGCAUCCCUGGUGCCCUUCAUGCAUGUUGCAUUCUUCUGUGUUGUUGAAAGAACUCUGGGACUUCAGUUCAAUCAGGUUGGGUUAGAUAUGUUGGUAUUUCAUAUACUCAGAUCAUGAAGUCUAAUAGAAGCCUCACUUUAUUUAUAUUAACUUCUUGUCAUUUUAAAUUUCAUUUAUUUGCCCCACUUUUUCUUGCUUUUGAGAUUUUGGAAUAAUCCAUAUUGAUGGAUGCUGCUAUUUUACUAUCUUUCAGACCAUAUGGUACCUGCUUAUAAGUAUUUUAUCAUCUAAAAGACAUUUCCUUCUUAGAAUCCAUGGGCAAUGACAUUUACAAUAGCAAGACAUUUCUAACUCCUCCUUACUUUGGAGUGGUACACUACGUUAUGAUGCUUGUGAUAUAUAUUCCAUAUUUAUAUUACGUUGGUAAACUGCUGGUUAUUCUUUCUUCCCAGUCAGUCUUGGUAAUUAGAAUAUGUGAGUAGAUUUUAAAAUCUACAAUAAGAGCUUUUUGGAAAUUGAAAACAUUUUUGAAAAAUCGCUUUCCUGAAAAAAGUUUCCUGCUCUCUUUAAUUUUGGUUCUGUGAAUCAUGGUAUAAAUUAAAAGAGAUAUUUCAGCAUGCUCACUAUACUAAUAAGAUAAAUUUGAAGCAUACAUGUGCAAUUAAAACAAAUAGUGGUAUAGUAUAUAUUAAUUACAUUUAGAGAACAAUUUUCCAACAUUCACUGGUGUAUUUAUUAACCCUUUGGUAUUAACAGAGUUAGAUUUCCCCCACCAUUGGCACUUUAAAGAUGCAGUUUGUCAUUUGAUUUUCUAACUUAAUUCACUUUGAAAAGAGAUAUGGUUUAACACUGACUUGGCUGGAAAAAGGACUGUAGAUAUAUUAAAUGACAUCAGCUUGCCAAGCACAUACAGUCUCAGCCAAUAAUGAACCUUUUACCAAUUCUAAUUAACAGGAUAUGAGCAACAGAUGAGUGUAGCAAAUUGCUAUUUAAACAUAAAGGCAUUGAUGUGAUUGCUUUUUUAAUGUUUGCAAAGAACAGUCUUUUUUAAAGUAUAUUUUACAUGAAUAAGAUUUGUAUAUAUUUUUACAGUGGCAUAAUUUUUCAAAUGUAUAAAUUUGUAUACAUUUUAACUCAGAUGUAUAAAGCUUUACAAAUGCACUGCAGUAUUUAUAUAGAUGAACACCGAUCACCUGGUCAAAGAAUUUGCUGAUGUACUGUGCAGCUUUGCUUAACGAGUAGCUUGUGCGCAGUACUGACUAGUUCUAUGGCUUCAUAUUCAUAACUAAACCUUAAUAUUUAGCUAUAAGGUAAGUGCCCUUGAAAUUGCAGCCACAACGUACUUGAGAAAGUCUAGUGGCAAUAACAUGCAGAAACACUUAUAGACUUAACAUUACAACUUUCUUGUUGCUGGAAAAUGACUAGUAUCUUCCUCUAUCUUUACCAUUUAUAGGCUUUCUAGAAGUGCACUUUCCCUAAAGUGUAUGUCAGGUUUAAUGACCGUCACAGACAUGCCAUAACAUUCUUAAUACUGUUUCUAUCCAUAAAAAUGCUAAUUAAAACAAUGUGUUUCUUAAAAUAAUAGUUUAGUAAUCAUUCAAACUUCCCUCCACAGCAAUUGCUUUAGAAUGAAAUUGUAUGCAGUAAUCAACAUUAUUAGGUUUAAUGAAAAGUAGGAAAUUUAGUGAUAUCAUGGUUUUGAGGACAGUCUUUCACCAGAAAGUUUUUAAAAGUUGCUUGGAUCUGUCAAUAUUUUAUAUAUAAGAUAAAAUAUUUUCUGUUAAUGUAUGGGCUUGCAAUUUAAAUGAACUUUGUAAUUUCUAAUAAUAUGUGCAUCUAAGGCAUAAAAUAAAACACUGGGACAGCUCUGACCAGAUCUGAAUGAAGGCAAUAAUGGCACUUGAAUUAAAUUGGGCAAGGGAUAUAUAAUCAUUUCUCCAUUAUUUUCCUACUCUAAAUUGCUUCUGCAAAAGUAGCUAUCUGUUAUAACAAAUAGUGCUUGUACUUUUCCAGGGGUGGAAAUAAAAGGGUCAAGGAAAGGUUAAUGGAGAAAACCACAAAGAAGAAAAGGACUGAAUAUUAAAUAUGUUGUUUUCUUGAUCCAAUGUUGAGUCCUUGGGAUUGUAUUGAACAUAAGGAUGGGGAAAAUUGAAGUGGAUCUGUUUACAGAUCUCACAUCUUGUCUCCUUUAUAUUUUUAAAUUUUAUUUAUUUUUAAAAUUUCUGUGCUGCCCUUAAACAAGAACUGCCCAGACAUCUUUCAUUUGUUUCUAAACUUACUUCACUGGUUGGAUCAGAAUAUUGUUUUGUUUCAGACCACUUUGGACAAGGUUGCUUUGAUUUUCUGCAACUAUAGGUACUUUUCCUAUGCAAGUAUGGGUAAACCUCUCACUGAUUACUCAAAAUUGCCAGAAAAUGAAGACUGGCUGAUUUAAUUUUCCUUAAAAAGGAAAGAAAAAACCCAGAGUAAAACUUUAUUUCUUGGAAAAAGUGAAAUUUACAAGCAUGGUAGCCCUUUUUGAGUUAUGAAUUUUCUCAAAAUCCAGGUAGACAAGAAUGUUAUCUCCGCCUGUCUUUCCAGAAGCUUCUUUGAGAAUAACUUGAACUUUGCUAUAGCGCUUCAUGAAUUAUGCAGGUGUCCAUGUGGAGUUAACAAUUAAACACAAUACAGAUAUCCGGAUACAGACACAUGUCAGAGUCUUAGGGAGAAAUUACUUAUGGAUCUUCAACACUGAAUUUAAAUCAAAUGCAGAGAUGUGUGCAGUAAUGUGAUUUAUUACAUAGAAAGCAUUCAUGGUGAUCCAAAUUGUCACGAGACUAUGCAAGCGUUAAGAUGCAUGGAAGGAUUUUACAAAAGGAAAUAAAUAAAAGGAACAUACCACUACCAGAAAUUCCACAAGACUUUGAAUAUUUUAUUUUUCCCUUGAGUAUUACUGGCUCACUCUUCAGUAGAAGAGUUAACCUGUCAAAAAAAUAAAAUCUGAAAACACUGGAAGAACUUGAAACCUUUGUUCAAAAUGUUCAAUGAUUGGAGAGUAUUGAUAUUUUUAUUUCCUUUUCAGAUGUCUCAGCUGUCAAACACAAAGUUAUGUCCCCUCCACCCUCUGGCAUUUUAUAGUGAACAUGGGAAAGAUUCAGAGAUGUAUCAGAGUUUAAACAAAUCUAAAUAAAAUAUGUGGAUUAAUCAACAUAUUUGGACAAAAAACAAGACCUUCUUUGAAGGAUCUACUAGGGUUCAGCAUAAAGUGUUGUCUUAAGUGGAUACAUUCCCCUUCUAUAAACUGAAAUGGUCACAGAUUCCAUUUUAGAAAGCUAGAAAGGAGUUAUAUUAAGAGCUUAUGUUUAGCCCUUUCAUCUCAUGCUCUUUCCCCAUUAAAUUCCAUCCCCACACUCCAAAUCUGC